Molecule: messenger RNA, 3261 nt
Organism: Varanus komodoensis (Komodo dragon)
Lineage: Eukaryota; Metazoa; Chordata; Lepidosauria; Squamata; Varanidae
Gene: TEAD2
Product: TEA domain transcription factor 2
Exons: 12
Coding region: 335-1594 (419 amino acids)
Biological process (GO): embryonic organ development; hippo signaling; regulation of transcription by RNA polymerase II
Cellular component (GO): transcription regulator complex
Molecular function (GO): DNA-binding transcription factor activity, RNA polymerase II-specific; RNA polymerase II cis-regulatory region sequence-specific DNA binding
Source: RefSeq, a predicted model, not a curated record
AAACUGUCACCUUUCCAAAAUACCACUCAGGCCUGUUGCUUCUUUGCGCACCCGUCCCGGGUCUUCCCAUUUCUAAUCCCAACGAGUGGGCUGGAACUUCUUGGAUGAGCCAAAAUUAACCCUGGUGGUGAUUUUUUUCUUCUCUCUUUUUUCUUGUUCCCCUCCGCCACUUUUUUUUUUAAAGCAGAGUUCAGGGAAAGUUUCUCCUUUCCUCUCUCCCUUUUCUCUUGCACUAGCACGUACGAAACAAGCCUCUGGGGUAUCUUCUGAAAGCCUUCCUCCUGAUACCGCAGAGUCGGGCCACUGGCGAGCAGGGGCCAGCCCCUCUGGGGAGAUGGGGGAUGCUGGGGAGAAGGGUCUGGACAACGAUGCAGAAGGGGUGUGGAGCCCUGACAUAGAGCAGAGUUUUCAGGAGGCGCUAGCAAUCUACCCACCCUGCGGGAGGCGCAAGAUCAUUCUUUCAGAUGAGGGAAAGAUGUACGGCCGGAAUGAACUUAUUGCCCGUUACAUCAAGCUGAGAACAGGGAAAACGCGAACAAGGAAACAGGUUUCCAGCCACAUCCAGGUAUUGGCACGGAGGAAAACCCGUGAGAUUCAGGCCAAGCUUAAGGACCAGGUGGCGAAGGACAAAGCGCUUCAGACGAUGGCAGCCAUGUCUUCCGCUCAGCUUGUGUCCGCCACGGUCCUCCAGGAAAAGCUGGGCCUGUCAGAAUCCCACUACCCACCCAGCACCACCUCCACAGAGUUCUUCCAGUUCUGGGGAGGGGAUGCAAACCAGCCCCGAGCCAGCCCAGACGUUAAGCCUAUUCUUCAGGCCCCGUACCCCAUCCCAUCUGUCGCAGCGCCCUCCUCUGUCCCAGGUUAUCACACAGCCCCAGGGAGAGUGUCCCGUCUCCCCACCGCUACCUCUUGGCAGGGAAGCCACAUCGGUACAGAGACCCUUCGACUGGUGGAGUUCACUGCCUUUGUGGAGCGGCAGGGCGAACAAGAUGCGUGUCAGCAGCAGCAGCACCGCUUUGUACAUAUCGAUCCCACACCCACCUCUGACCCGCCUCUGGAGAUGGUGGACGUCCGCCAAAUCUAUGACAAGUUCCCCGAGCGGGGAGGUGGACUGCGUGACCUGUACGACCAAGGGCCUCCCCAUGCCUUCUUCUUGGUCAAGUUCUGGGCUGAUUUGAGCUUUCCCCUCCUUGAAGAAGAACCAGGGGGCACAGGAGGGACCUUCUAUGGGGUGAGCAGCCGAUACGAGGGCCCAAGGGCUCUGACUCUCAGUUGCACCUCCAAGGUCUGCUCGUUUGGCAAACAGGUGGUGGAAAAGCUGGAGACGGCUGAGCCUCCCCACUGGGAAGACGGGCGCUUUGUCUUCCGGCUGCAACGCUCACCGCUCUGCGAGUACCUCAUCAAUUUCAUCCGCAAACUGCAAACCCUGCCUGAAAAACCAAUGAUGGAUAGCGUGCUUGAAAAUUUCACCAUCCUGCAGGUGUUGCGGGAUCAAGAGACUCAGGAGUUACUACUGUGCGUGGCCUUUGUGUUUGAAGUGUCUGCCAAUGAGAGGGGAGCACAGCACCACAUUUACCGGCUGGGCCGGGACUGAUGGACGGCUUUUACCUCACCCCCCCCCUCCAGAAUGAGCCACCCACCUACCCCUGGCCUCACACUUGGCCUACAGCCUGUCUCAACCGGGGGACAAACUGCUUUGAUGCCUGCUGUGGCCUGACCCAACCACCGACUGUACCAAAUGGAUGCCCCCAUAUUUCUUUCCCUUCUCUUACGGUCCCAAAACCAGAUUCCAAGCCCAGCCCUCAACAACUGCUCUUCUGCAGUGAACAGUCUUGGAGCCACGGACCCUUCUGAGCAACCAUACUUUGGAAAGGACUCUUCUCCUCGUCGGUUAUUUCUCCCGUGAGAACAGCUUUUAACCUCUGCUGCCAGUGCAGACCUGCUCGAAGACCCCCCCCACACACACACACACACACCUUUCCCCUCAGCGAUGUUUCUCUGGGAUUUAACACUCCGUUGUAACAAGACAUGGCAUUUCCUAACACUCCUGGGGGAUGCAAUAGGCAGAGUCUGGCGUCGUGGAUACCCAAAUCUCACAAUCAGCAAACAAGGCAGCCAACUGCUUCUGGGCUAAGCUGGGAUGUACCACUUCAGACUGUUCACAGGAGCCUUCUUCCCUCCAAACAAAGCUGGUUUUUACCUGCAGGGUUAUCCAGUCCUAAUGGCUCACUGCUCACCCCAGAGCAAUCUGAGAUGGUACUGCUCAAGCAGUUUACUUCCUCCUCUGCUGUUCUUGAGCAGAAAGGCUACCAGUGAUGGAGACACUGGCCAUGCCAAAAAUGUAUCCUCUUGCAGCCGCUUCUGGCUUCCUCUGCACAUGCACCAGGAUGAUGUGGUAACACGCAGGGAUAUACGAGUCAUUUGCUUCAGUUAGUUUUUGAUCAGGAUGCAUCCAGCUCUCAGCUCCUUAGGUGAACAAAGACUUGAACACCAGCUAUAGGGAAAGUCUAUACAUGUCUGUGCAAUGUGAUCAGCAGGACACAGUAAGGGUUCAGCAGCAUGAAAAAUGUGCAGGAAAAAUGCAUAUUUUGGAAGAAUGCACAGAAACACUCGGAUGGAAGGAGGAGGUUUUGCAGAUGUGAUGAAUACACUUGGAGGAAAUAGGCACAUGUUUUCAUGCAGACAUGAAAGGAAGUUUGCAAUUUCUGAGAUGGGUGUAAGACAGAAAAAGUUUUCAGAUGGAAUUUGGAACUUAAGUUUGCACACAAAUGCCUAGUCAGGUGAUGGGAGUGAGCUCUCCCUCUGGACUGCAGCCAUGUGAUUUUUUAAUUAUUCCUGCACUUUAAAAUUCUCUGCAAGCAUAUUAGCAAAUUCAGCAAGAAAGGCUAUAGUCUAGUUCUCUUUUCUGCACUAGUUUUCUACUUACAGGGAGGUUAUAUGUAGGGGUACUUUUAAAAAUGCAUACAACUGUGGCGAUUCCCUGCGCUGUGUGGUCAUUCCCUGCAGGUGCCAACAAUCAGGAAUUAACCAUCGAUUUUACCACCUUGUUUUGCUGCAUGUGUAGACCCAGCCUAAGAUCAAGCCAAGUGUAAGAGUGAGCUUAGCAUUGUUUGAAGUGGAGCAUGAAUGAGAUUAAUCCAGAUUCCAUGUACCUCCAUGAUAUGAUGUCCUCUUUUAACAUUCGCAAGGUUGCAACAGGCUCCCACCUUGGUGGGAAAUGGGGAAAUGAUGUGAUCUUGCAUAAAGUUUAUUUUGACAUAA